Mus musculus (house mouse) is the source of this 351-nucleotide messenger RNA. Its product is annotated as transcription initiation factor TFIID subunit 13-like. The transcript has a single exon. The coding region runs from base 22 to 336 and encodes 104 amino acids. Lineage: Eukaryota; Metazoa; Chordata; Mammalia; Rodentia; Muridae. The record is from RefSeq and is a predicted model, not a curated record.
GAAGGCUGGAAAGCAGCUAGCAUGGCAGAUGAGGAGGAAGACCCCACCUUUGAGGAGGAGAAUGAAGAAAUUGGAGGAGGAGCAGAAGGUGGCCAGGGGAAGAGAAAGAGACUUUUCUCGAAAGAAUUGCGCUGUAUGAUGUAUGGGUUUGGGGAUGGCCAGAAUCCUUACACAGAGUCAAUGGAUAUUCUAGAAGACCUCAUCAUAGAGUUCAUCCCUGAAAUGACUCACAAGGCAGUGUCGAUUGGAAGACAAGGUAGAGUGCAAGUUGAAGAUAUUGUCUUCCUAAUUCGAAAGGAUCCAAGGAAGUUUUCUAGAGUUAAAGACUUACUAUGAAUGAAGAAUUGAAAU